Cladophialophora immunda is the source of this 2789-nucleotide messenger RNA. RefSeq lists its product as hypothetical. The transcript is spliced from 5 exons. Bases 254 to 1759 code for a protein of 501 amino acids. The record is from RefSeq and is a predicted model, not a curated record. Gene Ontology annotation, biological process: DNA-templated transcription; regulation of DNA-templated transcription. Gene Ontology annotation, molecular function: DNA-binding transcription factor activity, RNA polymerase II-specific; DNA binding; zinc ion binding. NCBI's taxonomy places the organism in Eukaryota, Fungi, Ascomycota, Eurotiomycetes, Chaetothyriales, Herpotrichiellaceae.
GGGGGCUGCUUCGUUCUGCAAAAUCUGGUCAUGUUGAGGACGUGCCCCUAGCUUAGUCCGUGUGACGAGAAACUCUGAGCAUCAGGACACCUUCCUACAGCCCCGCGCUCUCGGUCAGUGGAUCUACCGUCGCGCUUUUCUGGUCAUGGUCCCGUCUACCGGCCUGGGCCCCCGUGGUGAUAACCAGCCAGAAUUGUCCAGCAUUGUUCUUCUCUCCUCUCAAUCACUAGCUAUGACCUUGUUUUAAACUUCCAUGCCUCAAUCCCGAGCUCAGCUCCCAGGUCAACCGCCCUCAGGCGCCCCUGACGGGCCGGUCGUCUUGCCACCCGCCGCUGCGCUGCCAGAGCCCUCGGUUGUGAUAGGCGAAAAUACGAGCUCUGCCGGCUUGCCUACUUCAAACACACAGCGUACAGUCAAGAAAAAUGCUUCUAUUGCCUGCCAGGCCUGCAAAACCUCGAAACGAAAGUGUGAUCAACGUCAACCUUGUUCCAAUUGCCAUGUGAACGGCAGGGAGUGUAUCUACGAUCCAUCCCAAGACGGCAGGAGAAAGCAGGCCCGCAAGAGGAGACUCGACGAACUCGAACUUCGAAGUCACGCUCUUGACAGAAUCCUGAUCAGUCUCAGGAAGUCCCCGGCGCCCGAGUCACGGCAAUUGCUUGAACUCAUCAAGCGAGAUGCGCCCCUCGAGGAGAUCCUGGAGUUUCUUGACGCUCAUCCAGGCCCCGUGGCCAACGAGACACGGCGGGCUCUCUCUGCCACUCCCCCUCCGGAAGGCGGCGGCGGCAUACGUCGCAUGCUCGCAAUAAGUGAGCUGACAGACGAUCCGACUUUCAGGGUCCCUGCGGCUCCAUGGACCACGGUCACCAAAGAUGACCUGCUUGUCUCGCAUUUAGUCUCGGCCUACCUCAAUUGGUACCAUUUCUACUACCACAACUUCGACGAGAAGUUGUUUCUCGAAGCCAUGGCAGCGGGAGAUCUACAGUCUCCCUAUUGUUCACCAUUCCUGGUUAAUGCAGUCCUCGGGAUGGGGUGUUUCUUCUCAGACCACCCUUUGGCCUUUGAGAAGCCAGGGGACGUGGGUUCACGAGGACUCCAUUUCUAUAACGAGGCCCAUCUACUCUGGACACUCGAGGCUUCUAAGCCAACACUGACCAAUGUACAAGGCUUCACUAUUAUGAUCAUGACGGCAGCUUUCACGGGCAGAGACAGGGUGAGCCAUACGUCCUUGAAACAGCUCGAGGUUAUGAUGCCUCAGCUUCUCCGCCGACAGCCCAGAUCCGGCAAGAGUCCAGCGAUAUCCGAGGAUCUUCGGCGGUCUUUCCAGAUUGUGGAGUGGGCGGCGCACAUAUAUUCAACGGGAUUUGGCACGGGGUUCCUAAUCGCCCCCACGAGUCCCAAGCCGUCUCUUGAAGCGCCGUACGCUUCCAAAGUAUGGCUCGACCGUCUCACACCAUGGUCACCCUAUCCCAUGGCUGGAGAUCCUGUUGAGCUGCCACUUCAAGCUCUUUAUCACUACAUGUGUGAGCUGUACAUAUUUGCGAGCGACGUGCAGUCUCUGGUCUUUGCCGACUUUGCCAAAAUGAAUGCCGUACAAAAGCUUCAUGCGGCGCGGGACUUGGACCGGAAAAUGAUGGAAUGGUAUAGAUCUGUACCUCAGCGGUUCCAGGUGGACCACCCAACUUUUGUUCUGGUCCCGACCACUGUCGACUUGGCGUACUACACCUGUCCCUCUGGUCUCUCUUUGACGAUGACAAGCUGACAUGUGCUGUAGAUUGAGUCUUCAUCAUUUCCGGCUGCUGAUGUGGAAUUGGACGAUCCCUCCACCCCAGAGUGCCUCGAAGCCCCAGGCACGGCCCGAGCAGGACUCGGCGGCAGGGAGGAGCCCAGAUGCACCACGCCCAGGUCAAGACGAGCUGGCUCAGGUCACACGCGAGACCAAGGAGAUGUGUAUGGAGAUCACGACGGUCACGAUCGGAAUCAUUCAGAGAUCCGAUGCUCGAUUUGGCCCCCGCUUCUUCUCUGUUUUGACACCGCAAUCUGGCAUCCUUGCUGCUAGUUUCCUGCUGUCGGGCAACCUCAACUCUGUGGUGGAGGAGGAACUGUUGCUGGAGGUUAUGCGGGUCCUGGUGAGAUGCUCGAGGCAACGGCAAUUGGUCAAAGGCAUCACGCACAUGUUACUCAAAACGGCAGAAGACAAGGUGGCUGCUGUUGUGGCUGGAGCUACACCUCCCGGCGGCGUAAGCCAGUCUCUCCUGGAGAAGCUGACGGUCAUCGUGAAGGACAUCGCCUGGGAAGGCCAGGAACAUCUCACCUUUAGUUCCAGAUAUCCCAAUCACAUUCUGGUCAAGGAGGAUCCGGACACCGAGCUGAGUCUACUGCUCGAGAAGUGGGCGGACAUGGGCUUGCACGAAGAGCACACUGAAGACACCGCUGCUUCUGGCGACCGUCAACCAACAGGCCAGGGAGGAGGGGAACAAUGAUGGAUGGGUGGACCGUCGAUGCGGAUUGCCCUGGACAAGUUGUUCCAAGGCCCAAUGAGAGCUAUCAGUUUUCUGUCCACGGAGAAGAGGCACUUUGACGGAUCAGAGAAGCCGGGUAGAAGAGGUGCAAGCUCUUUCCAGCAUCCAAGAUGGGUGUCCUCUUUCAUUUCUCAUGCGAUAUAUCUACGAAGAUGUGGUUGUAACUCUGUUCUGUCCUUUGGUACCGUGUCCAACAACGACCCCAGCGGAAUUGGAAUUCGAUCGGCAGCGUAUAUCUAUUCGCUCGGUAUCCCACUAACGGUAGUCGAG